UUGUGAUAAAAAAUAAAAAAUGAUUAAGAAAAAAUUAAAAAGACGCAAAAAAAAAGGAAAUUCACGACAACAAAUAAAAGUUUAUGUUUGACGUUGCAGCAAUGAGAGGCGUGCUAAUAUAUGAAUAUGAUUUUUUGAUGUUUCGUGCACUCAUUACCCAGAAUAGAGUCCUUAACAAAAACGGUUUUUCUUAUCCAUUUGUUAUUUACGUUAGGGAAUCUUCUUUUCACGACAUGUUCUCACGACAUGUCGAAUGCAUGACGUUUUUAAAACAUGAUAGUAAAACACGCAAAUUUAUAAACCACGUGAGUACAUUCAUUUCAUAAAACACAAUCUAAGUGAAGGAAAGACAGCUAGUCGCUCAGCUUGUUGGUAAUUAUGGAUUCGUGUAAAACUGCAAUGUGGCUUGUCUCGCAUUCAGUCUGGUUCGAUAAGUUGCACGUGAACUGGAUUCUGCAGAAGCAGCUAGAGUGUUACUACAAAAGCACAAACAUGGCUGCUGUAUCAGAUGAAAGCUUUUCUCUGUUCAGAAAUCCUAACUUACUUCAAUCGCGUGGAUAUAACCCGAAUGUAAUAUGUACAACCAGUAAUGGUCACACUGACUUGGGAAGAAUACAAGCUUUCCUCAGUCCGAACGAUAAGCAUCGUAUAAAGACAGAACAGCAAAGUGCGGAUUUUUUUAGUUUAAUGAGGCCGACCAUGGAUCCGAACCUACAGCAAAUGUCACCACGCAACAACACGGGUUACCCAGGCAAAAAAGAGACAAGAUAUGAGGAUAACGAAGACAAAGUUUGUCAGAUCUGUAGUGAUCGAGCAACGGGUAAACAUUAUAAAGUUUUUUCAUGCGAAGGGUGCAAAAACUUUUUUCGAAGAAGCGUUCGAAAGAAUGUAAAAUAUGUUUGUCCUGCUUAUGGAAAAUGUCCUGUACAUAAAGACCAAAGAACGAGAUGUAAAGCAUGCAGAUUAAAGAAAUGUUUAAAAGCUGGUAUGAGAAAAGAAGCGGUUCAAUGUGAACGAAAACCGUUAAUGAUUCCGUCACCAUCUGGUCGUCAUGGCAGGGAAAAAAACAAAACAAUAGGCUUGGAUUACCAGACAAGUUCUGAUGAAAGUGAAGAAGACCCCCCAAAGAAAAUGUUAAAAACUUCAACUUCCAAUUCACCACCUCUUAACCUUGCACCUUCAUCGAACGAAUACAAACAUUUUCGAAACGAUGCUAACACGAUGGAAAGAUUUGCAAGCACCUCUGAAAGCAGUCAAAAAAGUCCAACAUUAUCUCAAGACGCAACUGAAUCCUCUGCAUUUGAGUCAAAAUCAAUAUCUUCCAACGUAACAUUUAAAAAGGAAAACUCUCCGAAUUUACAGACGACGCAAGAAAACAUAGAGUCGGAUGUGUUCGCUCCACCUUUAGAAAAAUUUAAACAAGGCUAUCAACAAUCCGAUAACGUCGACACUAUUGUUGACGUCGAGAGUGUAAGUGGCAGUAAGGACGUCGACACGAGACAGCAAGAGUUAAAACAACUGCAUAUCUUGACGGGAAACAAGUUAUUCAAACUCGAACCUCCUAGUAUAUCAACCACCGAUGUUGGAUAUCUAUACGAAAUGUCGACAAGGUUGUUAUUUGCUACGCUGGACUGGGUGCAAGGACUUUCCUGUUUCCAACAACUUCAUCAUAUCGACCAGUUUAAUUUGUUAUUAAAUAAGUGGUACUCGCUAUUUAUUCUUGGAAUAGCGCAAUACUCUUCCAUGUUUCCAGUGUCUACCAUGUUGUUUUUGGCAAACUCGAGUCAAAAUAACGAGAAUGCUCGCAAUAAUCCGCCACCUCUACGAUGGAGUACAUUUGUGAAGUUAAAGGACGUCGUAAUGAAUGGAAGUUUGAACUUGAAGCUUUCAAAGGAAGUUUAUGAUUAUAUGAAGAUCAUAACAUUGUUCGACAAAGAUAUUCCUGGAUCAAUAGACAAGGACUUUAUUCUCCAAACAUGCUUGAGAUCACAAUCAUCUUUAGAGAAAAUAUUAACCGAGACUUCAAGACAAGAAAACGGAGAAAAUAUACGAGACAGAAUUUUGCUUGUCUUAGAUUGCGUUAAUAAUCUGCAUAAGAUGGAAGUGACACAGACAUUUUUUGCACCCAUAUUGAGACAAACCUCAAUAGAAUUUAUCAUACAAAAGGUUUUAACUGUGAAAACAACGAGAUCGCCGCAUCUUUAAAACGAAAACAUUGCGCUUAAACUUAUUGUAAAUAUAUAUAAAAACUGUAUAUAUCUCAUUUUAGCAGAUUCUUUUUAAACUAAUUUAACACAACCCGAAGGUUAUGUUGUAAACAUUACCAUCACGUGCAUAGAGUUGACGUAAACAAGAGGAAGGCAUCCCCCCACCUUUAGGUGGCUUUGAAAACCAUUCUCUUCAUCCUAUCACCGUAAAACCUUUAGACUUAUACUACUGUUUUUAAAAUACACUUUAUAUUUUUACCGACUUGUAUCUCCUCUCUCACGUGAAUUUCUACAGAAAAUAGUACUAAAUCUGUUAAAAACUAUAUUUACAUAUAUUUAUGAUUUUUGAAAUAUCCUGUCAAGAAAAUAAAAAAUAUAAACCUUUAUUGGUAUGCUUUUCCUGAUCAGCAACAUUUUUGAGCUAAAUUGCACUUAAAGUCAAACCAGGGUGGUUGAUUGAUUUCUAGUGUUCAAAGGAAGCGACUUAAAAUACAAUACCAAAUAAAUUGUUUGUAUCGCAACCUUCCAUUCUAGUCAG
Molecule: messenger RNA, 2745 nt
Organism: Hydractinia symbiolongicarpus
Lineage: Eukaryota; Metazoa; Cnidaria; Hydrozoa; Anthoathecata; Hydractiniidae
Product: nuclear receptor subfamily 2 group C member 1-like
Exons: 5
Coding region: 379-2205 (608 amino acids)
Biological process (GO): cell differentiation; anatomical structure development; regulation of transcription by RNA polymerase II
Molecular function (GO): zinc ion binding; RNA polymerase II cis-regulatory region sequence-specific DNA binding; nuclear receptor activity
Source: RefSeq, a predicted model, not a curated record